AUGACGAUGAAUUCUCAACGGCGGCUGACAACGAACGAAAUGAAACGAGGCGAACGAGAUGAUGGUCGUGAUGAUGAAGGAUGCGUGCCUGCGUGUCUGUCUGUGUAUGGUCUGGAGCGCGGAGGUCAACACUCCAAAGGCAUCAUCUUCAGCGCGCAUCUCGAACGCUACCUUUUUCAUCCGAAGGCGAUGCACAAGAAGAAGAAGAAGAAUGUGUGCCUCGCUACUGCAAUUUGA
Messenger RNA from Caenorhabditis bovis, 237 nucleotides. NCBI's taxonomy places the organism in Eukaryota, Metazoa, Nematoda, Chromadorea, Rhabditida, Rhabditidae. The record is from the annotation of a GenBank genome assembly.